UUGAACUUUGCAGGCACGUAGCAAGUCCAUUUGCUUGUUUUGCAGGUUCAGCUAUAUCAUGUGAGCUUGGCGUAGAUAGUUGGACGCGUAAGGAUUGUGUCAUGCCUGCUCUUGGAGUUAUUAGAAACAAAGAGUUUAUGGAGGAUUAUAAAUUGUUUACAUUGGCUGAUCGAAUAUUUACAAAGUCUGUAAUUCCCUUUAAAAAAGCGGCAUUAUCCAAAAAAGAAUAUGCAUUACUAAUAGCUAUUUUAUUUUCAAAAUCAACUAUUGAAGGUUUAUCAUACAAUGGAAGAGAGUUAUUAUACGAACAGUCUGUUAAAUACAUGAGAAUCUUACUUGAGUAUCAACAAAAUAAAUAUGGGGUAAUUGAGGGUGCUAGACGCUUGGAUGAAUGUAUUCGUUUAAUUAAUAUAUCUUUCCAAAUUGAUACAGCUUUUCGUGAAAUGCAUACAUAUCUGCAUUUUAAAGCUGAAAAUAAGUCUCAUGAUCUUAUUGAACGUUAUUUGGAUAAUACACUUUGA
Molecule: messenger RNA, 521 nt
Organism: Meloidogyne enterolobii
Lineage: Eukaryota; Metazoa; Nematoda; Chromadorea; Rhabditida; Meloidogynidae
Source: the annotation of a GenBank genome assembly